GCAGUUCAGUAAAGUGCAGCUUGGUGUGACGGAGACUCUGAAAAACUAAUUCUUUCCGCAAUGCAAUCGACUUUCAUGUGGCUGGUAGCCUUCAUGGCAAUUGGGAUCUGUUUGGCCUUUCCCGCUGGUGAGGAUGCCCAGGCGGAGACCAUCAAACUGGAGAGCGAGAACACGGGCGAUAAAUAUUCCUUUGCGUAGCUAUGAGACGAGCAACGGAAUCUCACGCACUGAGACCGGUGAGGUGAAACCUGGAGCCGGCGAAGAGGAUGGGUCCUUGUCUGUGCAGGGAUCGACCAGCUGGUCAGCUCCAGAUGGCAAAAAAUACGAGAUUAGUUUCACGGCCGACGAGACUGGCUACCAUCCCAAGUUCAGGCUGGUAGCCUAGGAGAUACCUGGAUGUAUAAUGAUUCCGGAUUCUAAUAAUUAAGUUGAUUUUAUCCAAUGUAAAAGAUUCGUAGAAUUAGAAAAGUAUAUAGAAACAAAUUUAUAUAUUUGAGAAA
This is a messenger RNA of Drosophila simulans, 500 nucleotides long. RefSeq names its product endocuticle structural glycoprotein ABD-5 (gene Cpr65Au). The record is from RefSeq and is a predicted model, not a curated record. Gene Ontology annotation, molecular function: structural constituent of chitin-based larval cuticle. The transcript is spliced from 2 exons. Bases 134 to 385 code for a protein of 83 amino acids. Lineage: Eukaryota; Metazoa; Arthropoda; Insecta; Diptera; Drosophilidae. Gene Ontology annotation, cellular component: chitin-based extracellular matrix.